AUGAGUCUAAAAGACUCUCAGGACUUCACCGGCAUCGGCAACCGAGCUCCUGGGGGAGAUACUGGGACGGUGGAGAAGCCCUCCCACCCCCACCCAGAAAACCCAAACCAAAAACGGUCCGUAACUCUUGUCCUGCAGCCCAAGCCGGAGAAUGCCGUCACCAUCGGCGUGUCCGCCCGAGUGCUCUUCAACAUGGAGACGGAGCAGCAGAUCUACGAGCGGCAGGGCCUGGAGGAGUACAUCAAGUACCAGGUGGAGCACGAGACGCAGCCUUUCACCCCCGGACCGGCCUUCUCCUUCGUGAAGGCUCUGGAGGCUGUGAACGCGCAGCUGAGGGAGCUUUACCCCGAGAGCGAGGAGCUCUUUGACGUCGUGCUCAUGACCAACAACCACGCAUACGUCGGCCUGAGACUCAUCAAUACCAUCAAUCAUCACCAGUUGUUCAUUGAGCGCUUCUGUAUGACAGGAGGCAACAGUCCCAUCGGCUACCUGAAGGCCUACCACACCAACCUCUACCUCUCAGCUGAUCCGGUCAAAGUUCGGGAAGCUCUGGAAGAAGGAAUAGCAGCGGCCACCAUGUUCACCCCGGAGAAGAUGGCGGAAGUGUCCGAGAGUCAGCUACGCGUCGCCUUCGAUGGCGACGCCGUCCUCUUUUCCGAUGAGUCUGAGCGCAUCUACAAGGCCCACGGACUGGACAAGUUCUUUGAGCACGAGAAGGCCCACGAGAACAAGCUCCUGGACCAUGGGCCGCUGAAAGGUUUCCUGGAGGCUUUAGGAAAGCUGCAGAAGAAGUUUUACGGCAAAGGCCAGCGCAUGGAGUGCCCCAUCCGGACCUACUUGGUGACGGCUCGCAGCGCAGCCAGCUCUGGUACCAGAGCCCUGAAAACUCUGCGCUCGUGGGGCCUGGAGAUCGACGAGGCCCUCUUCAUGGCAGGGGCACCGAAGGGCCCCAUGCUCGAGAAGAUCAGGCCGCACAUUUUCUUUGACGACCAGAUGUUUCAUGUGGAGGGGGCGGCAGAAAUGGGGACGGUAGCUUGCCAUGUGCCCUAUGGGGUGGCUCAGGGGGUCACCAAGAGGGAGAUGAAUGGCAGAGAGACUUCUUCAGCACCCAAGUAGCCUGGACGUCCGACGUCUAAAGGCACGGGAGACUAAAGGAGAUUUCAUUUAGGCCGUCGGCUUAUGACGAUGUUAGAACUGCAUUUAAAACUACAGGAUCCAGACCAAAAUGAACUACUUUUUUAUGAUUAACUGACAUGAAAACGUUUUAACUAAAUUGAGGGGAUAAACAGACAUGUGUUCUUACUCUGUAAUCGUCCUUUAAAUAAAACUACACUACACUUUAAACAUUAAUAUAGUUAUUAGUUUAAACUUAUAAACCAUAAUGAAGAUGGCCUUAUUUGAAUCAGUGCAACUCAAAGCUGUUUGUAAUUACAAUUUAUUUUUUUACACACAGCAGCUCCCUGUAUUAUUAUAUCUGUACUUGUUCCCAUAUCUAUAAAUUUCACACAUACCUUUAAAAAACAAAAACGCCAGUAAAUACAAAGCAUAUUCAAGCAGAGCUAAAUAAUGGCCGUGUAAAAAGUCUAUAAAUUCUAAACUAUUAGGUUACUAAGGAAAAAUCAAGUGACUUGAAGCUAUUUUUCACAUAGAUUGAUUGCAUCCGUAAUGGGUUUGGACAAAAAUAUGCAAUUUGGAUUUAUAAAUGUAUGAUUUUACUGCUUGCUUCGCUGUUUAAAACCGGUGCCUUUUUCCUCAGUAUUGAUCCAGCAUGUUUACGGUGUAGCGUACGUGGUUGAUAUGAAUGUAUUUCAAGAUUAGAACUUGGUAAUUGAUUAUUUUACUCAUUUAUUUACAAGUUUUGCUUGAAGAGAUUAUAUAUAAUAUGAUAUAAUAUAAUAUAUAAUGUAUAUAUUUACUAAAAUGCUUCAUGUGCAAUAUGUAUUUCUGCUACUUGUCCUUAAAGUUCCGAAGGUUCGGUGUCACCUAUUGUUGCCUGUUUGUCUCAUUUUGUAAUUUCGGUGUGUUGUUAUUGCCCCUAUAUUUAGAUUUAGAUAAAAAUAAUGAGCAUUG
Messenger RNA from Gasterosteus aculeatus aculeatus (three-spined stickleback), 2070 nucleotides. The record is from RefSeq and is a predicted model, not a curated record. Lineage: Eukaryota; Metazoa; Chordata; Actinopteri; Perciformes; Gasterosteidae.